This is a messenger RNA of Penicillium cataractarum, 2385 nucleotides long. Its product is annotated as phosphoketolase family protein. The record is from RefSeq and is a predicted model, not a curated record. Lineage: Eukaryota; Fungi; Ascomycota; Eurotiomycetes; Eurotiales; Aspergillaceae. Bases 1 to 2385 code for a protein of 794 amino acids. Gene Ontology annotation, molecular function: aldehyde-lyase activity. Gene Ontology annotation, biological process: carbohydrate metabolic process. The transcript has 2 exons.
AUGGCAUCGACUGGAAAUGAAGGUGGCAACAAUAGCAUCUCCGCCUAUGGACAUGCUCGUUCGACAGUAAGCGGAGAGCCUCUUGACCCUGAAGAUGUUGUGAAGAUGAACGCAUACUUCCAGGCCAGUAUGUACCUAUGCCUGGGCAUGCUCUACCUUCGUGACAAUCCAUUACUCAAGGAGCCUCUCAAACUGGAACAUGUUAAAGCUCGGCUCCUAGGCCACUGGGGAUCGGAUGCCGGGCAAUCCUUUACGUGGAUUCAUAUGAAUCGUCUGAUUAAAAAGUACGACCUCGAUGUACUUUUCGUAUCCGGUCCUGGACACGAUGCUCCCGCAAUCCUAUCGCAGUCGUAUCUUGAGGGUGUCUACUCUGAGGUCUAUCCCGAUAAAAGUGAAGAUAUACAGGGGAUGCAAAGGUUCUUUAGGCAGUUCUCAUUUCCAGGCGGUAUUGGCAGCCAUGCGACCCCUGAGACUCCCGGGAGUAUUCAUGAGGGUGGUGAAUUGGGAUAUUCUAUCUCGCACGCUUUCGGGACAGUCUUCGACCAUCCCAACCUCAUAACCCUGACAGUGGUGGGUGAUGGUGAGGCGGAGACGGGCCCCCUUGCGACUAGCUGGCACAGCACCAAAUUCCUUAACCCAUGUACCGAUGGAGCGGUCCUUCCUGUUCUCCAUCUCAACGGAUACAAGAUCAAAAACCCGACAAUUCUUGCACGGAUUAGCCACGAUGAAUUGUCAUCAUUGCUCGUUGGUUACGGAUGGACACCAUUUUUCAUAGAAGGAAGCGAUUUGGACAGCAUGCACCAGGCCAUGGCCGCUACACUUGAAAAAUGUGUCCUGGACAUCAAGAAGUACCAGGAGGAAGCUCGGAAAUUCAUAGGGGCGUUCCGACCACGCUGGCCGAUGAUAGUUCUCCGUACUCCUAAGGGGUGGACCGCUCCAAGGAAGGUCGACGGCAGGCUCUUGGAGGGUUUCUGGCGCGCACAUCAGAUCCCAAUUACCGAUGUCGCUACAAAUCCAAAACACUUGAAGCUGCUGGAGACAUGGAUGAAGAGCUACAAGCCGGAAGAGCUCUUUGACAAAGAUGGAAAGCUGGCUCCUCAAUUGAAGGCGCUUCCCCCAAGGGGAACAUCGCGGAUGAGUGCUAAUCCAACUGGCAACGGCGGUCUUCUUCGCAGACCACUGAAUUUGCCGGAUUUCCGAGGUUAUGCCUUGCGUGACAUCGAUCAGGGUGUUUCCAUCCGAGGAAACAUGGUGAACAUGUCGAAAUUUCUUCGGGAUACUAUUUCCAAGAACAUGACUAGUUUCCGGGUCUUUGGUCCUGAUGAAACCGAGUCCAAUAAGCUAUCAGAAAUUUAUAAGGCAGCCACUGAAGGCCGUGUGAUGGAGAUGCUCAGUGAGCACACUUGUGAAGGGUGGUUGGAAGGAUACAUUCUCUCCGGAAGACACGGGCUGCUCAAUACUUACGAAGCUUUCGUCCACGUCAUCGAUUCCAUGGUAAACCAGCACUGCAAGUGGAUUGAAAGGUGUCUUGAGGUAGAAUGGCGUGCAAAGGUCGCGUCUCUCAAUAUAUUGAUCACCGCCACUGUCUGGAGACAAGACCAUAAUGGCUUUACUCACCAGGACCCUGGAUUUCUAGAUGUUGUGGCCAACAAGAGCCCGGAAGUGGUGAGAAUCUACCUACCACCAGAUGGGAACACCCUCCUUUCAGUUACGGACCAUUGCCUCCGCAGUGUCAACUAUGUCAAUGUCAUCGUCGCUGACAAACAGGAUCAUCUCCAAUAUCUUGGGAUGGACAAGGCCAUUGUGCACUGCACAAAGGGCCUAGGAAUCUGGGACUGGGCCAGCAACUACCAGGGCCAGGAUCCCCACGUGGUAAUUGCAUGUUGUGGUGAUGUACCGACACAUGAAGCUUUGGCCGCCACAGCUAUUCUGCGCGAACACCUCUCGGAUCUAAAAAUUCGCUUCGUUAACGUAAUGGAUCUCUUCCGGUUGAUUUCAGAGACAAACCACCCUCAUGGCAUAUCCGACCAACAGUGGAAGGCAAUCUUCACUGAAGACAAACCUAUUAUCUUCAACUUCCACUCAUACCCUUGGCUCAUUCACCGUCUAACAUACAAACGGCCUGGGCAGAAUAACUUGCAUGUCCGGGGUUAUAGAGAGAAAGGUAACAUUGACACUCCUUUCGCCUUAGCCAUGCGCAACCGGACGGAUAGAUACAGCCUGGCUAUCGAUACGAUCGAUUUAAUCGACUUUCCAAGGAACACGACAUCUCAUGUCCGAGAAAAGCUGAUCAAUAUCCAGCUUGCAGCGAAGAUGGAAACUUACAACAGCGGUGUCGAUCCCGAAUAUAUUCGGAGUUGGACCUGGCCAUAUCCGAAAAAGUAG